Paramecium octaurelia is the source of this 567-nucleotide messenger RNA. NCBI's taxonomy places the organism in Eukaryota, Ciliophora, Oligohymenophorea, Peniculida, Parameciidae. The record is from the annotation of a GenBank genome assembly.
AUGAUUGAAUAACCAGACAUAUUUAAUGAUGAUCAAGCAUAUAAAAAAUAUUUGGAAAUAAAAGAUUAGACAGAAAGAGAAAAGAAGGCAAGAGUAGAUAAAAUUCUAGAUGACUAUUGUUAUAGACAAUUGAAUCUACCAGCAGCUGAGUAUAGAAGUCAAUGGACAGAUUUGAUCUACAGACCAUAGCAUUAUCCAGUUGAGUUAGUUCAUCCUGAAAGAGUGCAUUACACAUCUCAAUUUGUUGGUUUCAACCAAUAAUCAAACUAUUAAUAAAGAAGGUAGAAAGCAAUGAACAAGGUUCCUUAAUAAAUUCAAUAUUAUUAUCCUCCUUCCAAUCCAUUUUUAUAAAAUGCACAGCAAACUCUAAAUUAGGAAUAGUUAUUGCCUAGUUUAAGUUUAUAACAAGGGAAUCUUGGCUAUAAUCAAUAGUUAAUGACUUAAUCGAGUCCUUAAAUUGUGUACUAGAAUGAUCCGAAGUCUGAGUUUUUGAGGAAAUGCGACAAUUUAUAGAGUAGAAUGGAUUACAAUAUCAGAAAUGUUGACAAAUUUUACUAAUAUUAUUGA